Peromyscus californicus insignis is the source of this 1478-nucleotide messenger RNA. Its product is annotated as olfactory receptor 51G2-like. Bases 116 to 1078 code for a protein of 320 amino acids. Gene Ontology annotation, molecular function: olfactory receptor activity; G protein-coupled receptor activity. The transcript has a single exon. The record is from RefSeq and is a predicted model, not a curated record. Lineage: Eukaryota; Metazoa; Chordata; Mammalia; Rodentia; Cricetidae. Gene Ontology annotation, biological process: G protein-coupled receptor signaling pathway. Gene Ontology annotation, cellular component: membrane.
CCCAUAUCAAUAGGUAUUACACCAGAAGUGUUUGCAUUAACUUCAUCAUUCUACUUAGGUUUCUUCAGAGAUUGAACAGAUCACAUCUUCCUAGAGCCCUUAACUGUCUCCAAGGAUGCUCCCUUCCCAGUCCUUCAUCAACAUCUCCUUCUUCCAGCCACAGUAUUUCCUCAUGACUGGCAUCCAAGGACUAGAAGCCAUCCAUGGCUGGAUCUCCAUCCCCUUCUCCUCCAUGUACACUGUGGCACUCACUGGAAACUGCCUCAUCCUCCUGGCUGUGAAGAGGACCCAUAGCUUACACCAGCCCAUGUACUACUUCCUGUCCAUGCUGGCCCUAAGUGAUGUGGGCCUCAGCUUGUCCACUAUGCCUUCCACCCUGGCUGUGCUCUGGUUUGACUAUCGUUUGAUCAGUUUCUACACCUGCCUAAUACAAAUGUUCUUCCUACACUCCUUCUCUGUGGUGGAGUCUUCAGUACUCUUGGCCAUGUCAUUUGACCGCUUUGUGGCUAUCUCCAACCCACUUCGCUAUGCAUCUGUCCUCACUAAUAAUGUCAUCAUCAGGAUUGGGGCUAUCAUUGUAGCUCGAGCCACUCUGUCGCUAUUCCCAGUGCCCUUCUUGCUGAAGCGACUGAACUAUUGUCCUGGUAAGAUCCUCCUGUCUCAUUCAUUCUGCUUCCAUGCUGAUGUCAUGAAGCUGGCCUGUGCUGACAUUACUGUCAAUAUCCUGUAUGGACUCUAUGUGGUUCUGUCCACAGUGGGUGUAGACUCUUUGCUUAUUGUUAUGUCCUAUGCACUGAUUCUUCACACAGUGAUGGGGCUAGCCUCUCCCAGGGAGCGUGUCCGAGCCCUCAAUACAUGUAUUUCCCAUAUCUUGGCUGUCCUGGUCUUUUACAUUCCAGUCAUAGGUGUGUCCAUGAUCCAUCGUUUUGGUAAGCACCUGCCCCACAUUGUUCACGCCCUUGUAGCAUAUGUGUACCUUGUGGUGCCUCCUGUGCUCAACCCCAUCAUCUACAGUGUCAAGUCCAAGCCCAUCAGGGAGGCCAUGUUCAGUGUACUAAGAAGAAAAGAUCAGACAUGAUGACACUGGAUGUUUAUGGGACUUGGAGCCUGCGAAAUGGUUGGGAAACAAAAACAACAUACUUGGUGGAUCAAGUCAUACCAAUAGCUUCAUUAUGGGCAUCAACAAUAAAAAGUGUAAGACUGUGGUAAAAUUAUUUCUAUAAUUGUUUUCUAUGGUGCUAGGGAUCAUUUCUAAUGCUUCUAACAUGUUAUGCCGGCCCUCUACCACUGAGUUACAUUCUCUGAUCUGAAAAUAUGUUUUGUCCAUUUGUUACCUCAUUUAUGUCACACAUAUUUUCUUAAAGUCAAUGUUUUCUAGCCCUACUUUAGAUUCCAGCAACAGAAAAAAAGGACAUGUUGCCUUUGCUUUGUAGACCUUAAAUUUCAGUACAUAUCCAAAAUGUCUAAAUAGAAAAACA